AACGAAUCCAAUCUGUGUAGUUGUGUUACGGACGAUGAGAUUCAGAGAGUAUAUCUCUGUUGUGCAUACCUCAAAAGUGUUGCGUGAUUCAGUAUACAACAAAGCGUUGGAGCCGACAGUUUCAAUCUCUAAAGAGGUGUACCUAUUGGUGUAAUAAAUCAAACGAAAUUUCUUUCAAAAAUCAACAUCACGGUAACGAAAUACAAUAAAAAUGCCCGUUAAAGUUUCGCAUAACAUUGAUCUUGGACCUGACCUUCCCAAUGAAGUAAUGGACAUUGCUCGAGAGCAGGGUGAAGAUCCUGAACGUGUUUGCGCCGACAUUCAGGAUCUGAGAGACAUGAUUUUUGAAAGAGGACUUUGUGUACCACCUCGCACCGAUGACGAGUAUCUCAUUCGGUUCCUGCGUGCUCGAUUUUUCAAACUGGAAGCGGCAUAUAAUUUGUUGUGUCGAUAUUGUGAAUUUCGUGAAUCGAAUCCCGAGCUUCAUGUUGAUGUCCAUCCUUUUAUGCUUACUAAACUUGGCGAAGAUGAUAUUGUGUCCGUGACCCCAUAUAGAGAUCAAAACGGCCGAAGAAUAAUGAUUUAUAAGUUUGGCAAUUGGCGACCAUCAAAGAUUGCUGUCGAUGAUAUCUUCCGAGCUUCAUUGAUUCUACUUGAAAUGGGCGCAUUAGAGCCACAGUCACAGGUUUUGGGUGGUGUUGGCAUUUUUGAUCUCGAAGGUUUGGCUCUACAACAUAUUUGGAACCUAACACCGUCGGUGGCAAAGAAAAUUAUCAGUUUAAUGGUGACAUGUAUGCCACUGCGUACGACUGCAAUUCAUAUUGUUAAUAAUAAUUGGGCCUUUGAUAUGGCUUGGCAAGUGUUUAAACCGUUUUUAAGCGAUCGAAUGCGCAAGCAAAUUUUCAUUCACGGAUCGGAUAUGGAAUUAUUACAUCAACAUAUUGACAAAACACAUUUACCAAUGAAAUACGGCGGCGAAAUGCCCGAAUUUCCCUACACCGCUUGGAUGGAAAAUCUCGCAAAAAAUGAAAAAGUAAUGGAUGAAUUGAAGCGGCUCGGUUAUGAAUUUGGACCAGAUGAGCUCAGUGCCUUUAUCUAAAAUUUAGAUUCUAAAUGUCCCAACGAUAUAAUCAAAAUUGUGAAGUUUUUUUGAAUGUACAAAAAACAGUUUAUACUCGGAAGAAAAUAAUAUUUUAAUCAAUUGUGAUAUAAGUGAUUCUUUUAUAAAGAAAAAAGGAAACAAAAAGAAACAAUUUUUAGGAAAUUUUUUGGCAUACUAAUAAAACGACUUUUUACAAGAAAAAUAAUUAUUUCAAUAAAAAUGUAAUGUCUCAUUUAGAACAAAUAAACAGAUUUUGAACUAUA
This is a messenger RNA of Contarinia nasturtii (swede midge), 1365 nucleotides long. RefSeq names its product alpha-tocopherol transfer protein-like. Gene Ontology annotation, cellular component: membrane. Lineage: Eukaryota; Metazoa; Arthropoda; Insecta; Diptera; Cecidomyiidae. Gene Ontology annotation, molecular function: phosphatidylinositol bisphosphate binding. The coding region runs from base 212 to 1099 and encodes 295 amino acids. The transcript has 6 exons. The record is from RefSeq and is a predicted model, not a curated record.